Molecule: messenger RNA, 1395 nt
Organism: Pyricularia grisea
Lineage: Eukaryota; Fungi; Ascomycota; Sordariomycetes; Magnaporthales; Pyriculariaceae
Exons: 1
Coding region: 1-1395 (464 amino acids)
Molecular function (GO): DNA binding
Source: RefSeq, a predicted model, not a curated record
AUGUCGACUACGGGACAAGGGAGUCCCCUUGGGACGACCUACGAAGGGUAUGUGGCCACCACAUACGACGCCUUAAUACUCUUCGAGGCAUGUCUUUCGGGGUACCUUAACCAUGUGCCGCGCCGCCCACACGAUCGAGAGCGUGAGAAUCUCAUUAGAAGUGGCGCCAUUUUCAUUUACGAGGAGCAUUCUUCCGGUAUCAAAAGAUGGACCGAUGGUUACAACUGGAGCCCCAGCAGAAUCCUCGGCAACUUUUUGAUAUACAGAGAGCUUGAGGGACCCUUCCCGCCGGGAGAGAAGAAACGUGCCAGGAAGCCUAACAAUAAGAAGCAAGGGGCCAAGAACGAAACCACGAGGACGCACGCCAUGAUGAAUGCCGUUAUGGGCAACGGCAACACACCAUUAUCUGAUGAACAGCAGCGGCAACAAGAGGAGCUCAGGCUACUUGUGGGAUCGCUCAUUGAUUCUUACCAAUUUAAGAUGGACGGCCUGGUCAAGAAGACCAUCUCAAUAACUUGGCAAGGUGUUAGCCAUCACCUUGUCUCAUACUACAGCUGCGAGGAUGUGUUGAACAAGAGGCUCACUACGCCAUCCACCGACCCCAAAAUCCGCAACAUCCAGCCCAGGUCACAACUAUACACAGGCCAAAACUUCCGCAGUCCUGUAUCUGAUGACUCGAUGAUUGGACAGCUACCACACAAUGGCUCCCUCGAUCCGCAUGGGAUGCCGCACGGAUUCGCACCAGCAGGAUUUUUACAAGCAGGCAUGCCUCACCAUCCGCACCAUCACCCACAACAAAUGAUCCCGCAAGGCUGGGGACAUUACCCCGGGCAUGCGCCUGCCUCUUUUGACCUUCAUGUGGCGCAGGCAGGCUUGGGGAUGGCGCAUGGUGGUCACUUUGGGCCUGGUCACGAUUUCGCUUCGGCGUAUAACCAAUCACAUCACCGAGCCUCAGUCAGUGGCCCAGUGACGACAGUGGCUCCCAUGGACUCCGGAAGGAGACACUCGACACACAUGACUCUACCAAUUCACUAUGAGCAUGGCCUAGCCGCAGGCAAUCUUAGCGCGCCUAGUCAGAAUCACGAAUCUACCCACGGCAAUGAGUUGAGUCCGCCAAGCCAUGAGGCAAACCCUCCGCACCACGGCUUGGCACACAGCCAGCCCUUUUCCAACCCUAGCGAAUUCGCAUACAGCGCUGCACCGACAAGUUUUGUGGGUGAGAACUUGCUGUCCUCGGCACCUGCCACAGGCCCGACAGCACCAUCUAGCGAAUUCAAGACGGCCGAGUUUGGCGGCCACUCUACCGAUGGGAUGUUUGCUGGCACGGAGCCUUUCAAAACCGAGGGCUACAGCCAACAGCUGCAGUACGGCAACCAAACAUUCUCCAUGAAUUAG